Rangifer tarandus platyrhynchus (Svalbard reindeer) is the source of this 1167-nucleotide messenger RNA. NCBI's taxonomy places the organism in Eukaryota, Metazoa, Chordata, Mammalia, Artiodactyla, Cervidae. The record is from the annotation of a GenBank genome assembly.
AUGGCCUUCCUCGCUGCCGCAGACGCAGACUUUUGCUUCAACCUGUUCAGAGAGAUGGACAGCAAUCAAGGAAGUGAAAAUGUGUUCUUUUCCUCUCUGAGCCUCUUCACUGCCCUGGCCCUGGUUCGUUUGGGUGCAAGGGGUGACUGUGCUUCUCAGAUUGAUAAGGUGCUUCACUUUAAUACCUUCUCAAGACAUGGGAACUCUGCUGAUACUCAGCCAGGACUCCAAUCUCAACUGAAAAGAGUUCUGUCUGAUAUAAACACAUCCCACAAGGAUUAUGAACUCAGCAUUGCCAAUGGACUUUUUGCAGAAAAAGUAUUUGAUAUUCGAAAGGACUAUAUUGAGUGUGCUAAGAAAUUAUAUAAUGCCAAAGUGGAAAGAGUUGACUUUACAAAUGAUGUGGAAGACACCAGAUAUAAAAUUAACAAAUGGAUUGAAAACGAGACCCAUGGCAAAAUCAGGGAUGUCUUUCAUGAAGGUACCAUAAGCUCAUCUGCUGUGAUGGUGCUGGUGAAUGCUGUGUACUUCAAAGGCAAGUGGGAGUCAGCCUUCACCAAGAGCCAGACCCAAAAUUGCCAUUUCAGAUCCCCCAAGACUCAGCACAAAUCAGUAGAGAUGAUGUUCCUGCAUGAGAAGCUAAACAUUGGAUACAUAGCAGACCUGAAGGUCCAAAUUCUAGAACUCCCAUAUGCUGGAGAGGUCAGUAUGUUCCUGCUGCUUCCAGAUGGAAUUGCUGAAUCCUCUACAGGCUUGGAGUUGCUGGAGAGAGAAAUCACCCAUGACAAACUCAGCAAGUGGCUCAGCGAGGACACCAUGGGUGAGGAUGACGUGGAGGUGUACAUCCCCAAGUUCAGACUGGAAGAGCAUUAUGGACUCAAGACCAUUCUCACGAGCAUGGGCAUGGGCGAUGCCUUCAGCCAAGGCCAAGCCAAUUUCGCAGGCAUGUCAGAAAAGAAUGACCUGUUUCUGUCUGAAGUGUUCCAUCAAGCUUCUGUGGACGUGAACGAGGAGGGCACUGAGGCUGCUGCUGGCACUGGGGCCAUUGUAACAGGGAGAACAGGCCAUGGAGGCCCACAGUUCGUGGCAGACCAUCCUUUCCUCUUCCUUAUCAUGCACAAGAUAACCAAGAGCAUUCUCUUUUGGGGCAGAUUUGCAUCACCCUAA